Messenger RNA from Peronospora matthiolae, 303 nucleotides. NCBI's taxonomy places the organism in Eukaryota, Oomycota, Peronosporomycetes, Peronosporales, Peronosporaceae. The record is from the annotation of a GenBank genome assembly.
AUGGACGAGAAAAGAUGCCGCAAUGGUUUCAAGAGUGUAUUUUCGUUGGACGUCAAGUGGGUGGCCGUGGACAUGGUCCUUACAUUAGCUCAUUGCGGCAAACACUCAGCUACAGCAAAGCUCGACGUGCAGUUCCAAGAUGACGAUGAACACCGUACAACAACUCGCGUGUUUCUCAAGAAAGCCGCAAAGAACGAACUGCUUUCGAGAUCCGUAGGAAGCGCGACGUUGCUUCGUAUUGCACCAAGGCACCUUAUUACGCACGAUUCGCCUCGACGUUGGAAGCACGGGGCGUGUCUCUGA